This is a messenger RNA of Drosophila montana, 2164 nucleotides long. It is a transcript of the gene ENGase, whose product is annotated as Endo-beta-N-acetylglucosaminidase. Gene Ontology annotation, molecular function: mannosyl-glycoprotein endo-beta-N-acetylglucosaminidase activity. Bases 184 to 2139 code for a protein of 651 amino acids. The transcript has 4 exons. NCBI's taxonomy places the organism in Eukaryota, Metazoa, Arthropoda, Insecta, Diptera, Drosophilidae. The record is from RefSeq and is a predicted model, not a curated record. Gene Ontology annotation, cellular component: cytoplasm. Gene Ontology annotation, biological process: protein deglycosylation.
CGAAUUUGAAUUCGAAUUAAGUAAGCGCGCAGAGCUUGCACUGUUUUUAACCACUGCGCGUUAACCAACACUGAUCGAACAGCUGUUCGGUUAUGUGUCACCAAAAUUUGAGCAAGUUUUCGCCGCAUCGCUGUGUUUUAUUUUUGUCACUGCCGCCGUCUGUUGGAUUAGCUUCUCGUGCAUAUGGACGAGCAGAAGGUAAUGGAGCAAAACAUGGAGAACUUGGCCAUCGCCAUGCCGGUGUCUCCAUCGCCGCGCCAACCGAGCCUGGAAGAGGAAGCAGAAGUCGGCAAAGAUGCGGCAUCUGACCAACAGCUGAGUGAAUUUACCGCCACAAACAGUUGCACCUGUGGCUGCCCUCAGCUGGAGGCAGAGCCAAUUCUGGACAAUGUGCAGUUGCUCGGAUUUCUGGUGCGCAGUCGUGACAUUGACUGGAAGAGCUAUGUCCAACCCUUGGAUACCGAAGUGCGCGGCGAUGCGGUCUACUUGGAGAGGCAAUCCGAUUUUCUGAGCAACCAUCGACGUACGCUGAAUAACAACAGUCGACGCGAGCUGCUUGUCUGCCACGACAUGAUGGGCAACUAUUUGAACGAUCGGCACUACCACAGCUCGGAGAAGUACGAUGACUAUCGAUUCAUGCACUGGUCGGCUGUGGAUUAUUUUUGUUACUUCAGCCACAAAUAUGUGACAAUUCCGCCCAGCGGCUGGCUAAAUGCCGCCCAUCGACAUGGCGUGCCCGUGCUGGGCACCUACAUAGCCGAGGGCCACUCGGGCAAACAGCUACUGCACGAAAUCCUCGACAGCGCGGAGAGCGUGCAACGUACUGUGGCAGCCAUGACACGGCUCUGCCUGCACUUUGGCUUCGAGGGCUGGCUGGUGAAUGUGGAGUGUCCGGUGCGUGCCGAGGCCAUGCCCAAUCUCUACCUCUUUGUGGAGGAGCUGCGUCAGGCGACCGAGCGGCAGGUGCCGCAUGGACGCGUUAUUUGGUACGAUAGCGUCAUCGACAAUGGCGAACUGUCCUGGCAGAACGAGCUGAAUGAGCGUAAUGUGCAAUUCUUUCGCGCCAGUCAUGGCACUCUGAUCAACUACAUCUGGGACGAUCGCAGUCUGGACACGAGCGAGGCAUCCAUACAGCGUGAGAAGGCAGCACCGCAUCGUUUGUUUCUGGGACUCGAUGUGUUUGGGCGCGGCCAAUUGGGACGCUUUCAGAGCGCUCAUACUCUGGCUAGGAUUGCGGCACGCGGCUUCUCGGCGGGCAUUUUUGCGCCAGCCUGGUGCUUCGAGACGCUGCAGCAAUAUGGCUACAAUAUACGCAACAACAGCGGCGAUGAGUCUGUGAAUGCCGCCUUUCUGGCCAGAAACGAGCGCUGGUGGUCCCGCCUUUGGCCUUCCCUGGGCACGCAUCCAUACCGUUCGCUGCCCUUCUACUCAAACUUCUGUGUGGGAUCGGGCCGCACCAGUUUCGAGUGCGGCGUACGCCAGCUGGCGGCACGUCCCUUUUUUAAUCUGGCGCGACAGGCUCUGCAGCCGUCGGUGCCGUUGGGCGACAAUGCCGAACACAGCUUUGACACCGCCUACACUGGGGGCUGUGCCCUGCGUAUUAUUAAUUAUGAACGUGCCUUUCGGUUGUUCCUCACCGAAUUCGAGCUACCAUUGGGCGUACUGCUCUUGGGCUAUGCCUACAAAGUCACCACGGAAGACGAGAAGCACGCGUUGGAUGUGGUGCUAAGAUUUUGUCCACCCCGGCAACCCAUGAAGGAUGUUUAUGUCUUUUGUGGCACCUAUCGCGAGAAUAUUCUAACGCAAGGUGUAUGCUACGUAUCGCCACUGGCCGGAACACUGGCGCCCAGCCUGGUGCACGACCAGCUGCCGCAGGAGCACGGUGCCCUGGGCGAGAACUGGCGUGUGCGAUAUUAUCUUGUCAAAUUCGAUGGACCCGUGCAGCUGCAGGACAUAGGGCUGAUGGGCAGACGCCCGCAACUGUCCACAGCGAAUGCUUACUUGGGUGCCAUCUAUGUGCAGAGCCUGCAGCUGGAGGAUUAUGAGGCAGCACAAGCAACGCACAAAGCCGACAUUUCGGUAAAUCAUGGACAGCUCUGGCGUGAUCACGAUUUAAUGGAAAAGGCCUCGGCAGCUUAAAAAUUAAAUGCAUUUUGGACAGAAA